Molecule: messenger RNA, 1983 nt
Organism: Rana temporaria (common frog)
Lineage: Eukaryota; Metazoa; Chordata; Amphibia; Anura; Ranidae
Gene: CPLX3
Product: complexin 3
Exons: 3
Coding region: 629-1105 (158 amino acids)
Biological process (GO): neurotransmitter transport; synaptic vesicle exocytosis; regulation of neurotransmitter secretion
Cellular component (GO): terminal bouton; SNARE complex
Molecular function (GO): syntaxin binding
Source: RefSeq, a predicted model, not a curated record
GAGGCAGAGAAUAAUAGGAUUUGAAGGCUUCACAGCUAAUGGGAAUAGUUGUGUGUCUCUUUUUCCGAAAUGUGGGAUUGCCCAGCUGAGCUUUGUGAACAGAUUGGAAAGGCUAAGUGACUUUACUACAGCCAAUGGCUGUCAUGCUAUAAGCCUUACUAACAGAAGGGGCUGAUUGUUUGUGUGAGUUCUCUGCUCAGCCUCCCUCCUCCCUCCGCUAAAAGAGUCUCAGAAGACAAGAGAGAGCAGUAGGUCUACUUGGGAGCUGUCCAGGAUUGUGGUGCUGAACCUUGCCCUGCCACUCAUCCACACAAGCCACCACUCACCAGACACCACUCACCAGACACCACUCACCAGCCACCACUCACACACCUCCUGGAAUUCUAAGGCUUAUCUGUGGAUUUACCUACAUUGACACAGGAUGACUGAGAAAAUCCAUUCAACUCAUUAAACUUAUCAUCUGUUGUGAAACCCACAGGAUCCAUGCUCUUGAGAAUACAGGCAAUAAUUAGCGGCUGAUUUUAGAAGAGCCUGAAGCUCACAAAGGGACCUGAAGCUUCUCAUCUCCAGACAUUUGCACGAUCAGCUGUUGGAGGUCAACUUGCUGAAGAAGCCCUCUUACUUGAUCAUGGCUUUUAUAGUGAAGACUAUGGUGGGUGGUCAGCUGAAGAACCUCACAGGAGGUCUGGGGAGCAAAGAGGAGAAGGGAGAAGGGGAGAAAUCACCAGCUGAAGCUCAAGGGAUGACAAGGGAAGAAUAUGAAGAAUACCAAAAGCAGCUCCUGGAAGAGAAGAUGGAGCGGGACGCUAUAUACACCCAACGCAAAGCUGAAAGAGCAACACUGAGGACUCACUUCAGAGACAAGUACCGACUACCAAAGAAUGACACUGAUGAUUCCCAGAUACAGCUAGCUGGAGGAGAUGUGGAGCUGCCCAAGGAGUUGGCAAAAAUGAUCGAAGAGGAUAAUGAAGAAGAGGAAGGAAAAUCAUCUGUCAUUGGACAACUCGGCAACAUCCAGAAUCUGGACUUGGACUCAAUUAAAGGAAAAGCUCAGUCAACUUUGGAUGAUUUGAAACAAUCAGCUGAAAAGUGCUCAAUUAUGUGACUUCUUUUAAUGCCCUAAAAUAUUUGCUGUCCAACGGGUUGCUUUACCUUGCCACUCCAGCUCCGAGACCAUACAUUCCAGCACUGGUCACAAAUCAAAAUUAUCCUUUGGAGCAAACACAGCUCAGUAAUAUAUGCACAGCCCCUAUAUUUUCUUGGAUUAAACAGGGAGGGCCUGUUUUUUUUUUUAAACAAGUAAAUAUCAAAGAUCUUCCAGGGAAAGGUUUAGAUGUCUGCUAGUACAUAUUCAAAUGGUAACCUUUAUGACCUGUAAAUUUCCUUGUGUUGCAGUCUGCUCUUCCUUUGUUACAGAUUUGAAAAAUGACCCAAUACGUGGAGUUGCAUUGUGUUAUGUACGUGUCUUACAGCUCUUGAAGCCAGCACUAAUAUCUUUUGUUACGACUUAAAAUUAGAUGUGCAGGUUUUCUGCUGUACUGUAUCUGUUCUUACAUCCUUUGAAACUGUGCAAUCUGGUUCUCAGUUUUAUCAGGGCUAAAAAUAUAAUGGAAUCAUUAUAUGUAAUGUUAAAUGAAACCUGUGUGAGACAAAUAUGUAAGCUGUCAUUACAGAUCUUUUUUAGAAAAAGCUGGUGGUCAUGUACGAUGCAGUGACAUCAGCGCAUUUCUAGUCAUUCACCUGGACAAUCAAACAGUAAAGUUAGAGCAGCCAAUCUCCAAAGUUGGUACAGGUCGGUAACUCAAACUAUUGAAGUCACUGCAUCAGUAUGACAACCAGGCAAUUGGCAAUUCUGGUAUGAGAACAAAGCAAUGACAGCCUCUUUAUUUCUCUAAUACGCAAUACCUUUAAAGAGGGGGUUCUCCCAUAAAUGUUUUUUUACCCUUAGAUACCCUUAGAUGGAUGCUCAUUUAGUCUAGGGGA